AUGGUCUUCGAAAACUUCAGGAAAGAAUUCGCUAAAUACAAACUUAUAAAAAGCGUCGUUUUGACAUAUCCAGGCACAAAUCCAGACGAGGAAAGACUUAUGAGGAACCUUAAAGAACAGUUUGAAGAUCACUCCCAAAGUGUUGCAUCGUCAAUAAGAAUCUGCUUUGGGCUUCUUAUCCUUGUAGGGGUAAUACCUUACAUGCGAAAAAAUAGGAAUUCUCUUGGAAUGAAAAAACUCUUUGGGAUGAGCUUUAUUCUCCUUACAAUCCCUGGUAUAGCUGGCAAACUUGUUGAGAGAGUCGCAGGUUUUACAAAAACAGAUUAUUUUUAUGAAGAAUUGAUGAAAUCUUCGCAGCCGAUUUCAGAAUUCAUUAAAGAUAAGCAUAGCGCAGAAUUGAGCACAAAGGCUAAUUAA
Messenger RNA from Blepharisma stoltei, 417 nucleotides. The record is from the annotation of a GenBank genome assembly. Lineage: Eukaryota; Ciliophora; Heterotrichea; Heterotrichida; Blepharismidae.